Paramacrobiotus metropolitanus is the source of this 1304-nucleotide messenger RNA. RefSeq lists its product as uncharacterized. The record is from RefSeq and is a predicted model, not a curated record. The transcript is spliced from 2 exons. NCBI's taxonomy places the organism in Eukaryota, Metazoa, Tardigrada, Eutardigrada, Parachela, Macrobiotidae. Bases 56 to 382 code for a protein of 108 amino acids.
ACUAAGUAAAGUCAUGACAAACUUGGCGUGAAGGCCAUUUUGUGGUAUUCAACGAAUGUCUCUGGACGAUAUUGGUAUUGAUUAUACCACGAACGUGUUGACCACGUCCGGCCCGUCUACUAUGGCAAAAGCAAAGGAAUCCCCGACGCUGCUCAAGUUCGAGCCAGGCUCCAUGGUGUGGAAAGCAUGGCGCUCCCGUUAUAACAAUUAUGUUAAGAUACAGGAACUCACCACGGAGGACGAUCAAAAGCGGCUGCUAUUGGACUCACUAGGAGUGGAAGCACAUGAGAUGUUGUUUGCCAUGUGUCUUCCUCAGGAUCCCGCGGAGCUGAAGCUGGAUGAAGUCAUCGCCCAUCUCGAACAUGCUUAUCUUGGCGCCUGAUCGUGAAUACGGUACUGAUGCAUGCUUCCACGGAGAAAAAUCCAGUUAGGCUGCCAGAGCUCUCUCGGCUCCCUCCGGACCCUAAAGUGCAUGUGCGCCGCCCUAGCCUGGACGAGACGAUUAGUCUGGUUUGUGUGGCUGGCCUAACGCCGCCAAAUAAUGUCGCGUGGAAACACAACACUCACCUGUCAGCCGCCCAGCAACCCGGGGUAACCUUCAGUACAGCCGCACCGGCGGCAGCACUCUGAUCCUGCACAAUGUCACCCUCGCGGCGUGGGGCAAAUUCGAAUGCCUGCAGCGAUGUCAGCAGGACGGGACGGAAGCGUGGUGCCUACUGGGGGAAACCUGGGUGUUUCCUAAGCCUACAACUAGAUACCACGAGGUGUUUGCGCAGCGCAUGCCGCGUGUCAUUGUUCCGCGGUACAUGCCAGUUUCUGUCACUUGUCAGCUGGAUUUCCCCUGCGGUCCUGACCCGCAGCAACACUUUAUCUGGCGCUAUGACGGCGUAUUUCUGAGCUGGCCAUCCGGUCACUACCUGCAGCAGACGUCCUGCAUCGACACUCACCGGCAUACGCUGAUGAUCCACACUAACGCCUCCGAAAUAACCGGGACUGACGGCCGCCCGCACUGCGCCUCGACUCUGACGCUGCACGUGCCCUGGCCAGAGCACGCCGGCGGCCAGUUGGAAUGCUGAGCGUGCUCCGACACCACCCAGCAACUGUGGUACGUCCACUCCACUUCCGUCCAGUUCAACGGAAGCCUCCCCUUCCCCGGAUAACCGCUGGCAGUAAUCCUAACCUGACGAAACAUUUAUUCACUUAUAAUAUAAUUCCAUGGGUUAACCUGAAAUUAUAGUCUGUUUUUGUUUUUACAUGCAACUCCCGAUGAAAUGGAUAAUACAGUUUUAACUGGUAACUGUCGA